GUGAGCAACAUUUAAUGUUUGGUAAGAGACCUUUUCUUUAUAGUAUACUUCAAGAUCAUUGAAAUCGGCAAGGUUAUCAGGUAAUAUUCAAUAUUUUAUCAUUCUAUUGGUUCUUUUUCUCUAUUACUUAGGCUUGUGACUUGCCCUUAUACUGGAAAGUACCACUUUUUUUGGCAGCGGGUGGUGACCAGAAAGGAACCGUCGAGAUGAAUGCAUUUCUGGACUUUUGGAAAGACCUAACAAUUACUCAUCAGGAUAUAGCUAAUAAAUUCAUCAGAAUUGUCACUCGAAGACUUCGAAACAAUAUACUCCCAGAGGAUUUAAUUCCACUCGUACAAGAUGUAGUAGAAACGCAUCCAGGAUUGACAUUUUUAAAAGAAGCUACGGAAUUCCAUUCCCGCUAUGUACAUACGGUGAUUGCUAGGAUAUUUUAUUGUGUAAAUCGAAGUUGGAGUGGCAAAAUUUCAUUAGCGGAAUUAAGGAGAAGCAAUUUGUUAGCAGUGAUUGCUGUACUUGAGCACGAGGAAGAUAUCAAUCAAGUUACAGCCUACUUCAGUUAUGAACAUUUUUAUGUAAUAUAUUGCAAAUUUUGGGAAUUAGAUCGCGACCACGAUCUUUUCAUAGAUAAAAUGGAUCUAACAAGGCAUAAUGAUCAUGCAUUGUCAGCUCGAAUGAUCGAACGCAUAUUUAGCGGUGCCGUGACGAGGGGUAAUAGAGUAAAGAGUGGCAACAAUGCACAACUAUUAGAAGAUAAGAUGAGUUACACGGAAUUUGUAUGGUUUCUUCUUAGCGAGGAAGAUAAAAAUCAUCCCACUGCCAUUGAAUAUUGGUUUAGAUGCAUGGAUCUUGACGGUGAUGGUUAUUUGUCGAUGUAUGAAUUAGAAUACUUCUAUGAAGAGCAAUUACGUCGAAUGGAAGCGAUUGGUCUGGAAACAUUGCCUUUUGAAGAUUGUCUUUGUCAGAUGUUAGAUAUGAUUCACCCGGUAACACCAGGCAAGAUAUCAUUGAGUGACUUGAAAAAAUGUAAAAUGACGUCCAUAUUCUUUGAUACCUUCUUUAAUCUGGAAAAAUAUUUGGAUCAUGAGCAAAGGGAUCCUUUUGCUUCGACGAGAGAUCACGACGCUGACGGUCAUGAACUUUCGGAUUGGGAUCGUUUCGCAGCAGAAGAGUACGAAUUAUUGGUUGCCGAAGAAAGUGGCAAUGAACAACCGGAACAAAUGUCACACAAUAUUGUCUCAUGGGAAUUAUUGCCAAAUGUGGAUUCUUCGGAUGACUCGGUGGACAUGAUCAAGAAUGCAAAUUCAUUAAUGAAUACAUCGAAUGUUUGUGCGCAACAACAAUUGAGGCAUGAAGAUAGCAACGAUAGUGAUGAUUACGCAGACAGCGACGAUUAAUUUUUCGACAAUUUUUAAUAAUAUAGUGAGAGAGAAAAAUCGAGAAAUAACAGAAAAUGUUAUGACAUUAUCAAAACACAAUCUAUUAAACGCGCAGAUGUCUAUAUUAAACUAGAUUACUAAUUGAGGCUUCGGACUUGCGUCGCAUGAAGUUUCCGGUUAUAUGAGAGAAAAUGACGGCGGUCCUGUGUGAAAUGUGUCAUUUGUGUGAGUUUAUUUACAGCGUCGGUAUGUGUCAGUGUGGCCAAAGAAAAUCUUUUGUAAAAACAAAAGAUAUGUGACUUGCUUCACUCGUUCGUGUGACUUGCUUCACUCGUGUUGUUUGACAGUUUGUCAGUUUAUGUCGUUUGACAGUUUGACAGUUUAUGACAAAAAAUUGAAUUAAAAUAACUAUUAUUUUAAUAAUUUACACUUAUUUUAAUAAUUUAUAUUUAAUUUGUUAGAUCUAAACAAUAAUUAUUAAAAAACUUGUUGAAUAUCACACGCAAUAAUUAUUUUAAAUGUGCCAGCGGCAGCCAUUUUCUCUGGUACACCAGAAACUCUAUCGGACGCAAGUUAUGCUCUUCUAAUGGUGACAUAUUAGUAAUCUAGUUUAGUAUAGACAUCUGUGGUUAAAUGAUAUGAUUCUAAAGACUGCAUGCGCGCGUAUUAUGUAUUUAUAAAGCUGCAAGAGUGCAACACGAUGUGCCGGAUAUUUUUUUUUUUGCAUUGUUUAUAUUACAGAACUAUAUUUUUAAUCUAUCUAUAUUAAUAGUUUUUUUAAAGGAAAGUCCCCAUGUAACAUUGAUCACAUGCCCUUCUAUUCAAAAGUGAUAUUUCUUCUACACAGUUGUUUAGUAGAUUAUCAAAUACACUCAAUGUCAAGUAUAUAUUUUAACAUAUUAAAUUAUGUACAUUUGGGGUAUAUAUACAUAUAUUAGC
Messenger RNA from Formica exsecta, 2315 nucleotides. RefSeq names its product serine/threonine-protein phosphatase 2A regulatory subunit B'' subunit beta-like. The transcript has 8 exons. Lineage: Eukaryota; Metazoa; Arthropoda; Insecta; Hymenoptera; Formicidae. The record is from RefSeq and is a predicted model, not a curated record. Gene Ontology annotation, biological process: protein dephosphorylation. Gene Ontology annotation, molecular function: calcium ion binding; protein phosphatase regulator activity. The coding region runs from base 207 to 1394 and encodes 395 amino acids. Gene Ontology annotation, cellular component: protein phosphatase type 2A complex.